UUAGGAGCUACCCACCAGCUUGGCCAUAAAACAUUCGACUCAAUUUUGCUGGUGGUGUUAGUCAUAUUAAACGUAACAACGGACGGGCAGAGAGGACUGGGGGGUGCUUCUCGAUGCUCAGGAGGAAGGGACGAACCUCCUCGUCCAAUAACCACUAGCGUAGGCUCCGCCAUUCGCAGAUGGGUACCUCCAAGCAGCAUAAAACGAGAUGCAAUUACCCCUGAAGAAAAAAAUGAUCUCGUUUUCAGAAAAGUCAGAGGCAUCCUCAAUAAGCUUACACCAGAGAAGUUCCACAAGCUGAGCGAGGAGUUACUCAGCAUUGGACUUGACUCCACUCAGAUAUUGAAAGGUGUAAUACUUCUGAUCUUUGACAAAGCUUUAGAUGAACCGAAGUACAGUUCUAUGUAUGCGCAGUUAUGCCAUAAAUUAUGUGAAGAAGCCCCAAAUUUUGACUUUCCUUCAAAUAGUUCAAGUAGUCAUAGCAGCAACAAUAACAACAGCAGUAAUACAUUCCGUCGUCUUCUCUUAGCUAAGUGUCAAGACGAAUUUGAAAAUAGAAGAAAGACUAGUGAAGCUUUUGAUAAGAAAGAUGGCCCUCUUUCUGCAGAAGAGGAAGAGCAACGUGCUGUUGCCAAGCACAAAAUGUUGGGAAAUAUCAAAUUUAUUGGUGAAUUGGGUAAGCAGGGCUUGUUACAGGAGACCAUACUCCAUCAGUGUGUACACCAGCUCCUGCUUAAAAAGAAGAGGCAAAGUCUCAAAGACAUGGCCGAAGACUUGGAAUGUCUCUGUCAGAUAAUGAAGACUGUUGGCCAUCGUCUUGAUACUGAAAAGGCAAAGGCCAGAAUGGAUCAGUACUUUGAUCGUAUGAAAACUUUAGCAAACAAUAAUGAGUUGCCCUCUCGCAUUCGCUUCAUGCUACAAGAUGUGCUGGAAUUACGACAGAACAAGUGGAUUCCCCGGAGAGUUCUGUCAGAUCAUGGUCCCAAAACAAUCCAGCAAGUUCGAGAAGAAGCAGCACGUGACUAUGGAGUAUAUAUACCACCUCCUGCAUUUUCAAGCCGCAAUAUGCCUGUUCCCUCUUCUGGUAUGUUAGCUGGCAAAAUGCGUGGAGGAAUGGAUGACGUCUUUAGCCAUCUUCCUAUUGGAGUGGGAUUAGGUACUGGACCAGGAGUUAUUCCCACGGACAACUUUCCUGCAUACUCAAGUAAUAUGGGUCGCCCAAAUCGUAGUGGCGGACUCAGCAACACUGGAUUCCUCACUACUGGAGGAACAGGAUCAUUCUAUGGACAGAAUCGUAACAAACCAAUUCAGAAUCGUGAUCGUGACUUAUUUCCUAAUUAUCAACAGCAAAGACAAACUCCAACUCAGAAUCAGCAUAUGCAUGGUUUUAGUGGUAGUCCCACUAUUAAUCGUGAUGUCCCACCACGAUUUUUGAAAAAAGCAUUACAACAGCAAACAGGCAAUUUAGAUGAGAUUAGUCUUCGACCAGCCCAAAACUCUAUUUUGUUGAAAUCCAAGCCUAUGGCAGGUUCCUUUGCUAAACCAGUGGUAUCAAGCAUCCCACUUGUUUCUGGUAGUGCAGGAACUGAUACAUCUGUGAUUAGAGAUUUCUCUUCUGGUGCUAUUAUACCGAAUGUUGUCCCUAAUUCACUUCAGAAAGAGUGUUUGUUGGGAUUUGGAAAAUUUGUAUCCAGUGAAACAAGUAAUUACCAGUUUGAUGCAAUAAGUUUCUCUUUAAAAAUUAAAACUUUUGAUAAGAAAGAUGGCCCUCUUUCUGCAGAAGAGGAAGAGCAACGUGCUGUUGCCAAGCACAAAAUGUUGGGAAAUAUCAAAUUUAUUGGUGAAUUGGGUAAGCAGGGCUUGUUACAGGAGACCAUACUCCAUCAGUGUGUACACCAGCUCCUGCUUAAAAAGAAGAGGCAAAGUCUCAAAGACAUGGCCGAAGACUUGGAAUGUCUCUGUCAGAUAAUGAAGACUGUUGGCCAUCGUCUUGAUACUGAAAAGGCAAAGGCCAGAAUGGAUCAGUACUUUGAUCGAUUCCUCACUACUGGAGGAACAGGAUCAUUCUAUGGACAGAAUCGUAACAAACCAAUUCAGAAUCGUGAUCGUGACUUAUUUCCUAAUUAUCAACAGCAAAGACAAACUCCAACUCAGAAUCAGCAUAUGCAUGGUUUUAGUGGUAGUCCCACUAUUAAUCGUGAUGUCCCACCACGAUUUUUGAAAAAAGCAUUACAACAGCAAACAGGCAAUUUAGAUGAGAUUAGUCUUCGACCAGCCCAAAACUCUAUUUUGUUGAAAUCCAAGCCUAUGGCAGGUUCCUUUGCUAAACCAGUGGUAUCAAGCAUCCCACUUGUUUCUGGUAGUGCAGGAACUGAUACAUCUGUGAUUAGAGAUUUCUCUUCUGGUGCUAUUAUACCGAAUGUUGUCCCUAAUUCACUUCAGAAAGAGACACAGGUUGUAGUUAAACAAUCUACACAAGAUAAAAACAAGGCUAAUAAACAAGGUCCAAGCAAAGAGGAAGUUAUGAAAAAAGCUAUUCCUUUGAAUUAUUUUUAUAAUAAAUUUCUUCACAGGUUUUUGGCAGAUGUCAUAAUUAUGUUUAUGUUGAAGACGUUAGAAAAAUCUGAGAGUGACAGAGAAUGCAUUAGUCGCUUGUUGGCAAUGCUGAAAAAGGAUGCAGUUCUUCAUAAUAAUGUUUUCUUAGAGGCAAUGAAGGCUGUGUUUCAACAGAUGUCAGAUUUGGAGGCAGAAGUUCCCCGUGUCAAAUCAUAUGUUGCUGGUUUUGCUGCUAGAGGAAUUGCUGAUAACAUUGUAUUACUUGGAGAAAUUGCAGAACCAUUAGAAGGUGGAGCACAUUACCCACUUUUCCUUCUCUGCCUUCAGCAAUUGCAUAAAACUCAAGGACGAACAUGGUUAGAUACAACUUUUAAUCAAAGCAAAAUUAACCUUUUGUCUAUGUUACCUGAAAUGGACAGAACCAAAGAACGAUUAGCAGAUAUCUUAGAGGAUCGAGGUCUUGGAUUUUUAUUUCCAUUAUUGAGGAUCCAAGCAGACCUCUGGAAACAAAUUCAGAGUGAUAAAAGUCCCAACUCUCUCUAUAGGUGGAUCAAAGAAAAUGUUGACGUGACCCAGCAUAGUGUUCCUGGAUUUGUAAAUGCCUUAGUAUCAUGUUUGAUCAAGUUCAUAACCCAAGAGACAACUUUGGCAGAAGGAAUUGAUUAUGCUGCUGUCCCUGACAAAACUUUAACCGAUAAAGAGAAAGAACUGCUGAUGAAGUUCAAGCCUGUGUUUUUGGCUUUUCUCCAAGAACAUCCUGAUCUACAACUUAUCACAUUAUAUGCUUUGCAAGUACAUUGUUAUAAUAAUAGUUUCCCUAAAGGUAUGAUGUUGCGUUGGUUUAUAUCAUUUUAUGAACUUGAAAUCGUCGAGGAAGAGGCAUUCUUGAAGUGGAAAGAAGACGUUAACGAUGAAUAUCCGGGAAAAGGAAAAGCACUCUUUCAGGUCAAUCAGUGGCUCACUUGGCUGGAAGAAGCAGAAGAGGAGGAAGGCUCCGACGAAGGUGAUAACUGAAACAGUGAAAUGGUUUAUGUUGAUAGUAGAAAUUUUCCAAGAAGCUUAUCUCCAAUCGUGACCUAUAGCAGGUGAUUCGCUUGGGAUUGGGCAGUGUUCUUAUUUAAAAAAUUUCAAACUCCUGUCUGUUGUUUCUUGUUUAUUCAUUCUGGCUAUUAAAUGCCAGUACGUCGUCUGCAAUACAGAAGUGUGGUGGUAAUAUGGAGAUCUGAUCAGUUUUAAAAAACUGGGCUUCCUCAGUUCUGCAAACAAAAUGUGGUGGUAAAAUGAAUUUCUCUCCCUCUUGCUAAGAUCCUAAAAAAUUAAAGGAUUCCACAUGCAGUCGUGAUUGCUGCGGAUGACACCGAAACAGAAAAACAAACAUGGGAAGAACUCAAGUGGCAAUCAAACUAGGAGAGAAGAUACUAAUGCAGAAAUUAAUAUAAUAUAUAUACAUAUAUAUAUAUUUUAAAAAAUCCUGUUUGCCUACCACGAAUUUCAUACUUCGUGGUAGUCCGUUCUCAAAACUUUUGUUUUUUACUCUUUUCACUACAGAACGUUUAGAGAGAUUAAUUUAACAAUAGUGAUUUCUCUCAAACAAAACCGAAAAAAAAUAACAGUAAUAAAAAAAAGGCUCGAAUGAAGAUGACUCUUUUUUAAUUUCGAAAACAAAAUCACUUUCUGCUGGCAGAUUGUUACUUUUCAUUAAUCGGUUUGUACGUAUUAAUCGAUUAUCAAUUUGUUAACUAUCUAGGAACUUAGAAAAUUGAAAUUUGCUCGACACUCGCCGCGUCGAGACGAUAAAAAUUCAGUCGGCGGUCGUCUCCGUGAUGAAUGUGUAUCUUUUUCCUUCUGUACAGUAACUGCACGUAGAACAAACACAUCAUAAAAUCGACUUAAAAGCGAACUCGCUCCAGUACGUGUUGAAGUGGACGUCUUUGUUGCAAAAGUGAUGCAUGGUAAAACUAUUUGCAGGGUAAAAAACACGUUUUUUUCCUUAUUAUUAUUAUUAUUAUAUAUUUUUUUUAAUUUUAAUUUAACUGGGCUGCAUUGGUUGAGAUUUGUGUACAAUAGUUUGUUGAAUGAAACAAUAGUUGUAUAUAUAUAUAUCUACAUUGUCUAUUAUAUCUUAUCUACAAGGGUAUAUAUAUUUAUAUAUAUAUAUGCACUAUAUCUAUACAAAAAUAAAAUUUCAAAACCUGUGAGGAUUUUGGGGAAUUGUUUGAUUACAAAACUAAUACUGUUGGGGUAUUCUUUGAUUUAAGAUAUAUUGAACAUCAAGUAAAAAUUAAAAAAAAAGAAAAAUACAAAAAAAGGAUAUUGAUACUUUAAUUGUUGUCCAAGAUUGUUUUUAUUAUGUUCUCCAAUAAGAAAGUAAUUUUGAUGUAUAUUAUUUGGUUGUGAAUAAAUAAUAUAAAGUAA
Centruroides sculpturatus (bark scorpion) is the source of this 4971-nucleotide messenger RNA. RefSeq names its product eukaryotic translation initiation factor 4 gamma 2-like. The record is from RefSeq and is a predicted model, not a curated record. NCBI's taxonomy places the organism in Eukaryota, Metazoa, Arthropoda, Arachnida, Scorpiones, Buthidae. Gene Ontology annotation, cellular component: eukaryotic translation initiation factor 4F complex. The coding region runs from base 403 to 3570 and encodes 1055 amino acids. Gene Ontology annotation, molecular function: translation initiation factor activity; mRNA binding; protein binding. The transcript has 24 exons.